UUCUUUAGGGAGAGACGGUUCCAACUCGAAAGGAGAACUCAAUUCGUCGGAUCCUCGAAAAGAUUCAGCCGAAGAACAUCACCAGAAAAUUUGAAGACAGGUUACAGAGGAAGAUGGCAAUCAUGGAGAAGCUUAAAAUUUUUGUCGUUCAAGAGCCAGUCGUUGCAGCUUCUUGCCUUAUCGCUGGAGUUGGUCUUUUCCUUCCAGCUGUGGUGAGGCCUAUUCUUGAUUCCCUUGAAACAAGCAAGCAAGUCCCUCAACCUGCUUUAAGUGAUGUGGUUGCAGGUGUGCGUAAAAAGCAGGGAUAAUUAUUCUCCCAACUCUGUUCAGUUUUUCUCCUUUUUCUCGUCUGUUUUUUACCGCCUCCAUUCUAAGCAGCAUGAAAUAAGCUUUUCCUUUUUAAUUAGUUGAGCACUGAGAUGUGAGAAGAAUUGCUCAUUGAACAUCAUCCUGUUUUGUCAAGUAUAUGAAUAUUUUCUUGCUAUGCUGAGUUAACUCUUAUAAAUUGUCGGUAGUUCAUUCCAUUCAAAAUCCACUGUUUUUCCUUUCCUUAUCA
Molecule: messenger RNA, 556 nt
Organism: Jatropha curcas
Lineage: Eukaryota; Viridiplantae; Streptophyta; Magnoliopsida; Malpighiales; Euphorbiaceae
Product: fiber
Source: RefSeq, a predicted model, not a curated record